AUGGCUGUUUCUUUUCUUCAGCAACCAUCCUAUUUCACCUUCAUUAAUCACCGGCAGCUAUUAUGGAAAAAUCUGCAGCAAAAGCCCAUUAAUUUGUCUAGUACCAGAAACAGACCCAUAAAAUCUCCAACUGCUGCUUUGGCUACAGAUGAAGAGACCUCUGCUGAUGUGUCAUUCCCAUUCUUUCAACCCUCUUCCUCUCCCCAACACACUCCUGCUUCCAAGUUAGAGCCUGCAGACCCAGAUUUCUACAAGAUAGGUUAUGUUAGAAGUAUGCGAGCUUAUGGAAUUGAAUUCAGAGAAGGUCCUGAUGGGUUUGGAGUAUAUGCUUCCAAAGAUGUUGAGCCUCUUCGUCGAGCUAGGGUGAUCAUGGAGAUUCCAUUAGAAUUGAUGUUAACAAUAAGUCAGAAACUUCCUUGGAUGUUUUUUCCAGAUAUUAUACCACUCGGCCAUCCUAUAUUUGAUAUUAUCAACUCUACCAAUCCCGAGACAGAUUGGGACCUGAGGUUGGCAUGUCUUCUUUUAUAUGCGUUUGAUUGCAAGCAUAAUUUUUGGCAGCUGUAUGGUGACUUUUUACCCAGUGCUGAUGAAUGCUCUAGCUUGCUUCUAGCUACAGAGGAGGACCUUUUGGAGCUGCAGGAUCAUAAUCUUGCUUCCACCAUAAGAGAACAGCAAAAACGAGCAUUAGAAUUUUGGGAAAAAAAUUGGCAUUCUGCUGUGCCCCUUAAAAUAAAACGCCUUGCUCGAGAACCAGAGAGAUUCUUUUGGGCAUUGAGCAUGGCGCAAUCUCGAUGUAUCAACAAGCAAAUAAGAAUUGGUGCCCUUGUUCAAGAUGCAAAUAUGCUUGUUCCUUACGCUGAUAUGCUGAAUCAUUCCUUUCAGCCGAAUUGCUUCUUUCAUUGGCGUUUCAAGGACCGUAUGCUUGAGGUGAUGAUAAAUGCUGGGCAACGAAUCAGAAAAGGAGAUGAGAUGACAGUCAACUACAUGGUUGGACAGAAGAAUAGCUUUUUCAUGAAAAGAUACGGUUUUUCUUCAUCUGUGAAUCCUUGGGAUGUAAUCCACUUCUCAGGCAGCACACAGAUUCAUUUGGAUUCGUUCUUAUCUGUCUUCAAUAUAUCGGGCCUUCCUGAAGAAUAUUACCACAACAGUAAACUGUCAAAUGACGAAGACAGCUUUGUUGACGGGGCAGUCAUAGCAGCUGCAAGAACAUUGCCGACUUGGUCAGAUUGGGACAUCCCUCCUAUACCAAGCAUGGAGAGGAAAGCCGUGAAGGUGUUACAAGAAGAAUGCCAACAAUUGCUUGCAAGAUUCCCUACAACUGCAGGGCAAGACCAGCAAAUCCUCGAGGCCAUGCCUGAAGCUAGGAGGACGCUUGAAGCUGCAGUAAAGUAUAGAUUACACCGGAAACUAUUCAUAGAGAAGAUUAUCCAGGCGUUAGAUAUUUAUCAAGAUCGAAUGUUGUUCUAG
Molecule: messenger RNA, 1467 nt
Organism: Fraxinus pennsylvanica
Lineage: Eukaryota; Viridiplantae; Streptophyta; Magnoliopsida; Lamiales; Oleaceae
Source: the annotation of a GenBank genome assembly